This is a messenger RNA of Ostrea edulis (European flat oyster), 1695 nucleotides long. Its product is annotated as mediator of RNA polymerase II transcription subunit 15-like. The transcript has 3 exons. The record is from RefSeq and is a predicted model, not a curated record. Bases 271 to 1317 code for a protein of 348 amino acids. Lineage: Eukaryota; Metazoa; Mollusca; Bivalvia; Ostreida; Ostreidae.
AGACACCCACUUAUUGGUGAAUCAGCUGUACAUGGCGUAUUAUGACUCGACAGGGAGCAGUUUUAAUAGGUUUGUAUCAGGUAGCCUUUCUAUUGGUUGCCGCACCGUCUCAUACACCACCGUUACGUGUUGAACUUCCGUUACAGCCCAGGGCACACCAGUAACACGGACCCUAGGAACUACUAAAGUCACAUGCUUGUCAUUUUGUAUUCAGAACUUUAAAAAAUAGGAAUAUAACUUCUUCUGAAAGCUUUAAUAAAAGUAAUCCCGAUGGCAACGCUGUGGAUCGCUCUUCUCUCGGUUUUAGCGACCAUCGUGUGUGGACAAAACCAGGACUUUGACUUAUCUCAGUUUGAUUUUAGUGGAAUGAACUUUAACCCAAACCAGCCUCCCAGCAAUGGCCCCACUCAACCCCCAGCUGGGUUAGCGUUUUCAAAUCAGGCAUCGGGAAACAACCUGCCACAGCAGUCAAGGGGGCCUCCCCAGGGAAAUCCGCCGCCAAUGCAAAACCAGCCAAUGCUUAGCAACCCACAGCAACAGGGAGCACAAAUGGCUUUUCCAACACAAAAUCAGAAUCUCCCUCCUCAGAACCAAUUAACGCAAACGAAUAUGCAAUCUUCUCGGGUGAAUAGUCUUACCCCAGAGGAGAGCUGGUUAACAGUAGGGGGGUCUCAGAUGCAGAACCGGAACCCGGUAAUGAGUGGCUCCAUGGGUAACAACAUGCCUCUAAAUCCUAAUAGACAACCUGGUUUCCCAAAUCAAAAUGGAUUCAACCCAAAUGGUCAACAAGGUUUUUCUAACACAGGUCCAGUAGGGUCAGGUUUCAGCAAUCAGGGACAACGACUGCCUCCCAACCAGGGACCUGGUGGCGGUUUUGAUCAGUUUGGGACACAAGGAAAUGACAUGUUCACAUUCAACGUCAAUGCCAUGGGAGCAGGACCCAGUGAUUUUAGUGCUUUCAAUGCCAAUCCAUUCGAUGGCACUCCUUUUGGGAAUGGACUUAGCGUUAAUCCCAACCAAUUUGGCAACCCAAACAUCGGUAAUCCAAACUUCGGCAACCCUAACAUUGGAAAUCGCAACAUGAACAAUCGAGGCAGGCCGCAAGUCAGUAUUAUUGAUGCUGGCAAUCUUCCCCCGAGCGUCCGAAUGGCGAUGGAUAUGAACAGAAGGCCAAUGGGUGGAUUUAUGGGAUCUAUUCCCGGCGGCUUACCUGGUAUGGCGGGCUUCACAGGAUUCCAGCCGCCCGUAAUGACGUCACCAAUCCAACAACAGGGUCGGGGAGGAUUUGGAGGAUUUUUAAGCAGAAUUUUCGGUUGAGGGUCAUGCUUGGAGCAAGUUGAUCAAGAGAAUAUCUUCUACGUCAAUAUUUAUUUGAGAUGCUGCAAGGACUUUUCUAUACCGAAGAUACCAUUUCUUAAAUAGUGCUAAAUUGAUCAGCGGAAUGAGGAAUUCAAAUAUCAAAAUGUGUCACCGGAUGUUUGUCUCGAACUUCUUCAUGUUUUGUUUGUUUUUAAAUUCUUUUCCAGGGUAGGGAAUAUAAAAUGUUUUAUAAAAUAUUUGUUUACGCAAGAAUCAAGCAUAGGAAGGCCAUGCAUAAAUUUCUUUCAAUACUGGAAACAUAUUCUUGUGAAAUGUCGUACAAUUCCAAUCUAUUGUAUGCUGUUAUAAAAAAUAAAUUGUUGAUAUUCUUAUAAA